AUGAGCCCAAUCCAGAUUCCUGUCGAUGUGAUUACUUCACGUUUCGGUGAGCGCUUUAACAGCCUCCGAUCCCAAUCUCUGGGCUCUCGUUUUGCCAACCUCCGGCCCAUUUCCGAGUUCUUUGACGUCAAACGGGUCUCCAAGCCGGCCAACUUCGGCGAGGUUCAGAGUCGUGUGAACUACAACCUCUCUUACUUUUCUAGCAACUAUGCCGCGGUCUUCGUGAUGCUCAGCAUCUACAGCUUGCUGACCAACUUUAUGUUGCUUUUCGUGAUUCUCUUGGUGACUGGUGGCUUGUACGGGAUUGGAAAGCUUCAGGGCCGCGACCUAGAUCUGGGAUUUGCUCGAUUCAACACUUCCCAGCUUUACACCGGAUUGCUGAUCGUGGCGGUCCCCCUCGGCUUCUUGGCUUCUCCCAUCAGCACCGUUCUGUGGCUAAUUGGGGCUACCGGCGUAGGAGGCGGUCUAGGUGGUCGGCCGCGAACUCCUUACGGUAUGCCCCGAUGGGGAAGACCACCAGGGGCACAACGGGGGAGACAAACCGGGAGGUGGGCGGAUCCGUGGGUGGAUGGUGACGCACGGAUCGAGGAGAUUAACAGUGAGGACGAGUACCUUCUGCGGGAUAACCGGAGUUUGUACAGGAAACAAUUGGCUGGUAUGGACAUGGAUGAAAUCUUACGAUGGCGGAAACGGAUGCUGGAAUAUGACGAGUUUUCUGACGAGACCGGGUUUGUUGAUGGUAUGGACUAUAGCUUGCAUGAAGACGGGGAUAGCACGGUCGCUUAUGCGGUUCAGCUGGCUUUGAAAGAUAAAGAGGAAUGGCAUGUGGAGCAUGCCCUGGAACGGAUCCGGCGCGCGCAGAUGUUGGGACAGAAAAAUGUACGAUUAUCGAAACGAGAACUUGAGGCACUGGAACGCAAGCGAAUGCAGACCAGUAGCAAGAGAGAUCAUGAACGCCGGAAACCCACCACUAUGGGUUCUAGGUCAAGGGAUAGCUCCACGUCAAGCGGGCAGCGACGCGAAUCCAGUAUAUCGCAGGGCGGACAGACCGCACCAUAUCGACUCUCCGGCAGCAGUUGGACCCGCAGCUCCGGCGCUCCGUCUCGACAAUCUCAACCGCCUACUCCAUCUCCUAAGUCCUCACUCCGAUAUUCUGAGCGGUAUUCCACUACAUCCCCGCAAGCGUCCCCAAGAGGUACAGCCUCCGCGUAUCCUCUCCCGGAUGACCCUAGCCGGGCGCCUCCGUAUCAGCUUCCUUCUCCAAGAGAUCGACAGUCGCAGUCAAUGCGAAGUUCAGUGGACCCUCUGCAGGGAGCCUCACGGCGACCAUCGUCCUACAUGUCAACAUACCAAGCCGUCGCUAGUCCCAGCAGUGUGCGGAGCUUAUUCACCCCUCGGAUGACUCCAUUGCUAUCUACGGUGGAGAGGACACAUCACGAUGAGGAAAGCGAUGCAGGUGAUGGUCGAGUGCGCAUCGUGGACGUAGCUGAGCGCAAAGUGUCGACGGGUCGUACAGCAACCGGCAAGGGAAGCCGUCAACGCCGCCGCCGUUCUUAG
Messenger RNA from Aspergillus nomiae NRRL 13137, 1557 nucleotides. RefSeq names its product putative prenylated RAB acceptor. The record is from RefSeq and is a predicted model, not a curated record. The transcript is spliced from 2 exons. Gene Ontology annotation, cellular component: Golgi apparatus. Lineage: Eukaryota; Fungi; Ascomycota; Eurotiomycetes; Eurotiales; Aspergillaceae. The coding region runs from base 1 to 1557 and encodes 518 amino acids.